Durotheca rogersii is the source of this 1950-nucleotide messenger RNA. RefSeq names its product PLP-dependent transferase. Gene Ontology annotation, biological process: biosynthetic process. NCBI's taxonomy places the organism in Eukaryota, Fungi, Ascomycota, Sordariomycetes, Xylariales, Xylariaceae. The record is from RefSeq and is a predicted model, not a curated record. Gene Ontology annotation, molecular function: L-kynurenine:2-oxoglutarate transaminase activity; pyridoxal phosphate binding. Bases 415 to 1827 code for a protein of 470 amino acids. Gene Ontology annotation, cellular component: mitochondrion; cytoplasm. The transcript is spliced from 6 exons.
GUGGUAGGUACCUACCUUCAGGCACAUGGGCACCUUCCGGCUUCCCAAUCGAAGGCCGCCGAUUACGGACUGGGCACGUUGACACACUCGCACAGCCAAAAGGGGGGUUCGGUAUAAAACACUAGGGGAAAUGCUGUGGCCGUCGAACCUCUGGCUGUUUUCUGAUCGACUCCUAACCUGUACCGACCUCCCUGCCUAACCCGCCGACGCCCUGCCCAACGACCUCAACGAACUCGGCCUCCCGCCAGGCAGUUAGUAGGCUAGUCCGCCCUUCUCGGCGCUGAGGGAAGCCGAAGUAGAGUAACCGGCGCGGAGAUAAGCAUCGUGUGAACUGCCAUUGGGUCUAAGCUAAGCUUCGUAUUAUCUAUAUCUACCUGCCCGGUUGGUAUAGCACCGGCAGACGCACGCCCCUAUAUGUUCUGCAUCUCUGGUCUGAAAUCGCAUUGCGCCAGAUCACUCGCCAAGAAAGCCUCCCGUCCAUCUCAAGCCUCUUGCCGGCGUUUGGCUACCCCUCCGGGUCGUGCGUUCCGUUCCGCUACGACUAUGGCCGCCUCGCUCCCGCCCAAGCUCAAGCCCGCAGCGCGAGUGGCUGGCCAAAGACAGGAUGUCUGGUCGAUCAUCAACGAAGCUGCUUUGGCCUCGCCGCGGCAGCCCAUCGUCAACAUGGGCCAGGGUUUCUUCGGUUACAACCCGCCGCCCUUCAUCAUCAACGCAGCCAAGGCGGCGCUGGAUCGAGUAGAUUGCAAUCAGUACAGCCCUACCAAAGGCCGGCCGCGUCUAAAGAAGGCCAUCGCCGAUGCCUACUCUCCCUUCUGGGGCAGGAAGCUCAACCCGGAAACCGAGGUGACCAUCACCACUGGGGCCAACGAGGGUAUGCUCAGCGCAUUCAUGGCUUUCAUAGAACCCGGUGACGAGGUCAUCGUCUUUGAGCCAUUCUUCGACCAAUACAUCAGCAACAUCGAGAUGCCCGGUGGGAAGAUUGUCUACGUUCCGAUGCAUCCGCCGAAAGACGGUGCGACGCGGACAUCGUCGUCUGCCGAGUGGAAGAUCGAUUUCGAUGAGCUUGAGAAGGCUAUCACCCCGAAGACUAAGAUGAUUGUCCUCAAUACGCCUCACAACCCCGUCGGAAAGGUGUUUUCGAAGGAAGAGCUGCAGAGGAUAGGAGACCUCUGCGUCAAGCACGAGAUCAUAAUCCUCUCAGACGAGGUGUAUGACCGUCUCUUCUACACGCCCUUUACGAGGAUCGCGACUCUUUCACCCGAGGUCGAGAGAUUAACCCUUACUGUCGGCUCGGCCGGCAAGAACUUCUACGCUACGGGCUGGCGUGUUGGCUGGCUGAUGGGACCCGCCCAUCUAAUCCAAUACGUCUCCGCAGCUCACACACGCAUCUGCUACUCCUCGGUGUCGCCGUUGCAAGAAGCUUGCGCUGUCGGCUUCGAGCAGGCUGAGGCAGAAGGCUUCUGGGACGAGACGAUCCGAGACAUGAAGGCAAAGAUGGAGCGAUUCAACGAGGUCUGGGAGGAGCUAGGCCUGCCGUACACGGAUCCGGAGGGGGGCUACUUUGUGAUGGUGAACAUGAGCAAGGUUAAGGUUCCGGGGGGGUACCCGUUCCCGCCGCACGUAGCGAGCCGGCCGCGCGACUUCAAGCUCGCCUGGUUCCUCAUACAAGAGGUUGGCGUCGCCGCCAUCCCCCCGACCGAGUUCUACACCGACUCCAACGCCCACAUCGCCGAGGACUACAUCCGCUUCGCCGUCUGCAAGGAAGAUGAAGUCCUCGAGACCGCCAAGGAUCGGCUCCGGGGCCUCAAGAAGUACAUAGAGGCGUAGAAUAGACGGAUACGAGAAUAUCUAGCAUAGAGAGCCGCUCAGGAAACAAAUACGUCCGAGCUAGCUAAAAUCUGAAUAAGACAGAUGUCAGCCAAGCAAUAGAUGGGCGCCUUGGCACGGAAA